AUGAUCACAGUGGACACUGAUGACACCGCAGCUACACCUGACUUCCUAAGACACCUGAUAUCCGCAGCCAAGUCGGAAAUUCACCGCCAGACCCAGGUACAGUGGGAGCGGGACUGGGAGAACGAGUCAUCGGGGCGAGCCACCUACGCGCUCACACCCGCACCAAGCCCCACGGUCCUCCAUCUACACCACUCCUUACACAAGGCCCUCAGUUCAACCAUCGUACAGAUGCGCACCGGCAAGAUUGGACUACGACAAUUCCUAUAUGAAAGAAAGGUGCCAGAGAUCACUGACACCCUAUGCGAAUGCGGUGGCGGAAAUCAAACAGUACGGCACGUCCUAUUAGCGUGCCCUAGGUUUAACAACCUCAGAACGGAAACAUGGGAAAACGGGGAAGGAAGGGGGGAAAGGUUGGAUCUCAAGGAGAUCUUGACGACGCCUAAGCUAGCUAAGAAGGCUGCAAGAUUUAUGAUCUUAACUAGACUCCUCGGGCAAUAUGGAGCAAUUACGGAGGACAAAAUACGAUAA
Molecule: messenger RNA, 528 nt
Organism: Histoplasma mississippiense
Lineage: Eukaryota; Fungi; Ascomycota; Eurotiomycetes; Onygenales; Ajellomycetaceae
Exons: 1
Coding region: 1-528 (175 amino acids)
Source: RefSeq, a predicted model, not a curated record